Molecule: messenger RNA, 1527 nt
Organism: Trichoderma gamsii
Lineage: Eukaryota; Fungi; Ascomycota; Sordariomycetes; Hypocreales; Hypocreaceae
Exons: 5
Coding region: 1-1527 (508 amino acids)
Source: RefSeq, a predicted model, not a curated record
AUGGGUGGACAUGUCCGCAUUCAUCCUCAGUGUGGCGCGUGCGGCUUCACAUUUACCGAGUACGAGGCAGUUGUUGCGCUCUGUCAAGAAGGCGAUGAUGCCAUUGCGAUCGCUUCCUCAACACUAGAAUAUCGGCAUACGGCGAAUUGCGAUGGUAUAUGCACGCUUGGAAGAGUAUAUUGCCGCUAUCCUGACUGCAAAGAGUGUGCCUCCUCUGCGCCGACCGUCACGAUUCACGAGGAAUGCCUCGACUUCCUUGAGCAGCUGACUACAGCGGAAGAUAAACUGUCGUGGCUGUGGACUGCCGCGACGUGGAGAAGUCCGUGGAAUGGCGCACCGCCUCUGCAGCAGGCCCUUUCUCCUGUUAUUGAUGCUGGGCAAUUCAUCGAUCGGGCGGCUCAGGCCUGUGAGAUGCCCGGUCUGUCGUCGUUGCCCAAAGAAUUGGCACUCAUGAUUUACGAACAAUCUGACCGAAGCUGUUUACACCGGUGUUUGGCUUUCUGGUCCUAUGCGCGAUGGUGGAAUCGGUCGCACCAAAAAAUGCCAAAAACGAUCCCCAUCGAAGAGAUCGAAGAGUGGCAUCGCGGUUCACAUCCGGUGAUGAACAAGGGCGCUAGACACGGCGAAGUGGAGAGUGAUGUGCAGAAACCCAUUAUUAUCCUUUCGAUCGAUUUCCAAGGCUUGCGGAGUAUAACAAGGGUGCAAAAGGGCGACACUACUAGCUAUACGAAUGCCAACGAUAACCUCUUGCAAUCCGAUACAGUCGUAUAUGUCGUCGAGGCAGCUGAAUGCUUUGCUUCUGCGCAAGUGGAAUACAAUUAUCCAUUUGCGCGACUUCAGCUUACGGGUAGGCCUGAGCAAUUCCGUGUCUGGGAUACACCUUCGCCCCCACAAUGGCAAGAGUGCGUUGUAGAUACAGACUACGAUUCUGCUUCGCGUGCAAAGAGCCAUCUGUCGACUAUUGAUACGCGCAGCACUACGGGACUUACAUUUUUUACAUGUUUUGCCCGGAUAUGGGCUAUCCAUGCACACACAAAUAGACGGCCUUCUGCGCAGAGUACAUUCGAUAUGUUGAGUCCCAAAAUUCAAGCUUUUGUCCAUUGGAUUCAUGUUCCUUUUGGCUCUGAAGACAAACUUACCGCUUUUGGCUGGAGCCAUACUGAAUUUAAUGCGCGUUUCUUCCUGCGUUUGAAAUUGGCAGGGGAUAUAAUUGUGGGGUCGACGUAUAAGAUGAAUGACGAAAACGUGCAGUUGAUCCAGCAUCCUCUCACUCUUAUCUACGAGAGACCAGAUAGCGAGGGGGUACACGUUGUAGGUGGCCACGCUGGCGGUGCUGCGCCUUUGGCGGCUAUGCAGCUGGAAGCGGAUGAGGCAAAAGAUGCUGAGGCGGAGCCUACAUUUACCUUCCAAUAUAGGAAACAACCAUUCAGAUCUGCCAGUUACUCAUCAGCACCCCUCAGCAAUGUCAUUCGAACUCACGUGUUUUAUGGAAAACACUUGUCGACUUUAUGGUCAAGCACAAUGUGA